Messenger RNA from Cervus elaphus (red deer), 2345 nucleotides. RefSeq names its product MIS18 kinetochore protein A (gene MIS18A). Bases 26 to 733 code for a protein of 235 amino acids. The record is from RefSeq and is a predicted model, not a curated record. The transcript has 5 exons. Gene Ontology annotation, cellular component: nucleus; chromatin; chromosome, centromeric region. Lineage: Eukaryota; Metazoa; Chordata; Mammalia; Artiodactyla; Cervidae. Gene Ontology annotation, biological process: chromosome segregation; CENP-A containing chromatin assembly.
CCGCGGCGCGGGCGAUUUGUAGCUAAUGGCGGGUGCUUGGUCCGCGGACAGUUGUGAAGGAUGCUCCUCUACUAGCUGUACGUGUGGCCACAAGGGCAAGUGGGGCGACUCCUCGCUGUUAGGCAAGCGGCUCUCGGAAGACUCGAGCCGCCACCAGCUGCUGCAGAAGUGGGCGAGCAUGUGGAGCUCCGUGAGCGGAGACGCGUCGGUGGCCUGCCCUGAGAGGACGCGGCGCGAGGAGGCUGCGGAGCCGGCGGAGGAGGACAGGCCGCUGGUGUUUCUCUGCUCGCGCUGCCGGCGGCCGCUGGGAGACUCGCUGAGCUGGGUGGCGAGCCAGGAAGACACCAAUUCCAUCUUGCUUCGCUGUGUUACCUGUAAUGUUUCUGUGAACGAGGAACAGAUACUAUCCAAACGUAAAAAUGAAAAUGGUUGUGUCCUGGAGACCUUGUACUGUGCCGGAUGCUCGCUCACCCUCGGCUACCUGUACAGGUGCACACCCAAGGACCUAGACUACAAGCGGGACUUGUUCUGCCUCAGUGUCGAAGCCAUUGAAAGUUAUGUUUUAGGGUCAUCUGAAAAGCAAAUUGUGUCAGAAGACAAAGAGCUUUUUAAUCUUGAAAGUAGAGUUGAAAUAGAAAAAUCUCUAAAGCAGAUGGAAGAUGUUUUGAAAGCCUUGCAAACAAAGCUUUGGGAGGUCGAAUCAAAACUGUCCUUUACCAGUUGUAAAAGCUGAAUUGGUUCCAAGGCCCACAUUCUGCAGUCCUCUGCUGAUGGAGAGUUCUUUCAUAUGUAGCAAUUCUUGUUAUAAUUUACUUCACUGAGAACUGAAAUAAUUGGAAACGUUCAUGUACACUGUAUCCUCUUGUACUGAUCAGCUGGUCUCAUGAGAAGAACUGUAGAACUUUUCUGGAUGUGUUUGAUUGUAAAGAGGUGAUUGUUUCCUAAACUCCAGUUUUAAAGCCAUGAUAAUUGCUGGAAUUUGAGAGUUGUUGUUUUGAUAACAAACUCUUAUAAUUUUUUGAAGGGUUUUCUCCUCUGUACCAAAUUUGUAAUUUUUUACUUACUAUUUUUUAAUUUUAUUCUCUGUACCGAAUUUGUUAUUUUUUAUUUCCUAUUUUUUUAACUAUAUUUCACUUUUAAUAGUUUGAGCACUGUUUAAUCUUGAGUGCUUAGAAAGUCUUAGAGUUUUUUCCAUCCACUGUGUGGUUGAAUCUUCUUUGAAAACUAAUGAAUAAGCUUUCUGGAGAAACUGGUCAGUUGAAUUAUUUGUCCAAACUCUGAAACCUUGCACGAGUAGAUUAGCAUGUGUUCUGUUGGUGGUUGGAUUCCAUUUGGUCCUGUUAAUUUGCUCCUGUGUGCUUACUUAGUCGGUCAGUCGUGUCAGACUCUUUGCAGCCCCAUGGACUGUGGCCCUCCAGGCUACUCUGCCCAUGGGAUUUUACAGGCAAGAUUGCUGGAGUGGGUUGCCGCUUCCUUCUCCAGGAAUCGAACUGAUGUCUCCUGCAUUGCAGGGGGAUUCCUUACCUGCUGAGCCAUCAGGGAAGCCCGUAUUUACUACCAUAUACCCCAUAAUCUGGCAGCAUAGUUACCAAAGAGAGUAGUAAUUAUUCCCAAGGGUGGGAUUCUGGGAGAAUUUUCAGUUUUCAUAAUGUAAGACUUCUAGUAAGCACUUGUUAUUUUUAUAAUAAGGGAGAAAAUAAAGAUUAAAGCAAAGUGCUUUACAAUUGAUUUUUAUGAAACAGUUGUUUAAGUGAGCUCAGAAAUCCUGCUGUCAUAAAUACCACACAUUUACUGGGCAUGGCAGUGUAAGGGGUCCUGCUCAGGACUCUUAAAGGUAACCCCAAAUUUCCCCAGUCCCCACUCUGUUUUUGAGUAUAAAUGAGGCCACCUAACAUUAGUACUCAGCAUGUUUGAGUAACUUAACUCAAUUUCUGCUCAGAACCGCCCUAAUUAUUUCCAAGAAUACCUCAAGUUGUCAUGGCAAAAGGUCCUAAGUCAAAUUGACUUGAUCACUGAUCAUUCACGAUUACUAAGUUCUUUUUGAGAGAUUGUCUGCAGCCUCUAGUCAUUUGAAGUUAGCUGUCCAGGUCUCUUCCCCACACCUUCUGGCAACAGUCACCCUUCUCAGUAAGCUUGAUGAGGUCCCCAGGGUCUGUCAUUGUAGGUGUUUCGGUGGCGCUUUCAUGAAAGUUCAUUUAGAACAGAUGGGAGAGUUACUUUAACCGAGAGAUUCAGCUGACUUUCUUGUCGCAUGGGUGACAGACUUCUCCAGUCACUUUCAGGGCCAUUCCAGUUUGGCUCCUUAAUUCCUUUUACCCUGUUCAUCCUGGGCUACAAUUUCUAUC